AUGCAAAAGAAUACAAGACAAGAAACAUAUAAAAUCGUUAAGACUCGCCUCCCUAAAAGGCAAGGCGAACUUAACUUUAGCAUCAAUUCAGGUGUUUUUACCUGCUCUGAAUGCGAAAAAGAGUUUGAAAAGUCUUGGCUACUGAAAAGACAUUCGAAGGUUCACCAUAUAAGUAAUCAAAUAGCAACCAAUACUGUACUCGACAAACCCGAGCAGGCCGAAUUGAUAGUCAAGAACACUAUUCCGGAUGUUAAUGCAUUUGAUUACUCGAGUGAUGAAGAUGACUCCUCUAGUAUUGGGGAUGAAGAAGACAACAUUGUAGACGAGGAAAACGAUAUUGUCAAUAACUUCUUUGAUAUUAAAAUGAACAGUAAUCCAGUUUUCAACGCGUUCUCUGACAUGUUUUCUUCUGCUGCUGCUGCUGAUGAGGUAUCAAUGACUGAUGAUGACUCUGAGAUCCCGGAAGAAGUCUUUGAGACAAUUGGCGCUCAAAUGUUGAAGAAGAUACUGCUUGCGAUGAACUUGGUCAUUAAGAUCCAGCAAGAAACUCCCAUAGGAAGAACAUUUAGGUUACCUCGUUUGGAUGCUCUUUUAAAUUAUCAGGCAAGAAAGAAGUCCAAGAUGCCUGUCUUUCCUUCACAAAGAAUAUCAGUACCUGAAUCAAACAGGAACGCAUUUGCCCACAUUAACCUUCUGUCCGACCACUUGAGAUUUCUUAUGGCAAACCCAAAGAAAUCCAAGUUGAUCUUGUCCAUGCCCGAUUGUACCCCAAACCAAUCGAUCUGUUUGGAACAAGGUGAAAAGUGGAGAACCCACCAUCUCUUUCAGCAGCCUAUGCACACUGUAAAUGGUAUAGAUGUCUGGUUUGGAAACAUCAUUUACUUGAAGGCAAACGAUUGCAGUAUUCGCUUUUUGGUUGAAUCGUUCCACACAGCAAAUAAAAACAUUUUUGCGAGAGGGUAUCUGAUCAGAGCGAUUUCGAUUAUAUGCUAUGGCGUUGAGGUUGCUGUUACCGAUCUUAGAGUAGAGCAGAUCUCUCACGUUGACACCACUCCUGUUGAAAGAGAUCACUACUAUAGUAUCUCAAGUAGCCUUACCAGAUUGAGUCCUGCUCAUGACUUUCUUCUUUUUGGAGUUCAUCCAAUGAAGAAGCCUAUGCCUCUUUCUGUUUUGCCCAGUAAUGUAGAUUGCGAUGCAGUAUUUUACAAAAAAGAUGGUGCAAAUGGUAUGUCUCUUCUGCCAGCAAUCGUUGAUGACUUUAAGAAACUUGAGAAAGGUGUAAAAAUGUUCUCCACUGAAGACAAUGAGUAUGUUCCAGUUGUUGCUCCCAUCCUUUGGAUUGAGACUGACAUGCCAUGUCAUUUGGAACUUUGCAGAUUGCUUGGGCUGGCCACCACAUUUCCUUGCAGAAGAUGCUACAUCGAACUUAGACGUGCAAAAGACUUUGUGAAGGACUUGUCCUACUUCUGUGAGUGCCAUGAGAGACGAACUCAAGAGCACUAUGUUCUUGCAAACUCGUCACCUGGCAGAGACACUGAGAUCCCAAAUGCUCCGAAAAUUGGAAUGAACACGCCUGCAAACGAGAUAAGCUUUAGAGAUCAUUUGACUGGCUGCUUAUUAGAAUUGCAGUCGUUUGAUUCAGAAAAGGAUACACCAGUGGAAAUCCUCCACACGAUACUUUUUGGUGUUGCAAAGUAUAUGGUGAUUGACUUGGUUAAGGUCGUGCUUAAGAAUGACACAGUCACAAUAGCAAGACUUUCAGAAUUCUUGACAGAUUACAGUGGUCCCUCAAUAAUUUCACGCCCCUUUAAUUUCAUGCUUCGAUAA
This is a messenger RNA of Phycomyces blakesleeanus NRRL 1555(-), 1827 nucleotides long. RefSeq names its product C2H2-type zinc finger transcription factor. Lineage: Eukaryota; Fungi; Mucoromycota; Mucoromycetes; Mucorales; Phycomycetaceae. The transcript is spliced from 3 exons. Bases 1 to 1827 code for a protein of 608 amino acids. The record is from RefSeq and is a predicted model, not a curated record.